This is a messenger RNA of Staurois parvus, 327 nucleotides long. NCBI's taxonomy places the organism in Eukaryota, Metazoa, Chordata, Amphibia, Anura, Ranidae. The record is from the annotation of a GenBank genome assembly.
CAGCUCCUCCCCUUUAGUCUUGCACAGGUGUACUGGCUCCUCCCCUUCAGUCUUGCACAGGUGUACCGGCUCCUCCCCUUCAGUCUUCCACAGGUGUACCGGCUCCUCCCCUUCAUUCUUGCACAGAUGUACUGGCUCCUCCCCUUCAGUCUUGCAUGGGUGUACCGGCUCCUCCCCUUCAGUCUUGCACAGGUGUACCGGCUCCUCCCCUUCAGUCUUGCAUGGGUGUACCGGCUCCUCCCCUUCAGUCUUGCACAGGUGUACCGGCUCCUCCCCUUCAGUCUUGCACAGGUGUACCGGCUCCUCCCCUUCAGUCUUGCACAGGUG